UUGCUGGCGUAGGGCUGCAGUUUGAUGGCUCCUACUAAAUGAAUUGGGGAAUGGAUGAGGAAGACACACUGCUGGUCAGACAGUGCGCAUUGUUGACCUCCGCAAACAUUAUAAGGAUUGUGUUAUCACAUUUGGUAUAGUUUGGUAUUUCUUUGCAGGGACACGUGUUGGCUGACCUCCCUAACUGUAAUCUUUAUUGUAGGACACGAGUGAGGACACAGCAUGCUGUCGUCCCUGAAGACCCUGCUGCUGCUCUCGGUCCUGUGCACGCCGACCUCCAGCCUGUGCCUCCGCCUCUACUCCCGCUCCGAUCUGCUGUGCGACGACCAGAUGACCGUCGGGGUUCAGAGCGAGGAGGACGAGCCGGGUUUCUCCCCCGUGGACGGUUGGGGGUCCCUGCUGCAGUCCGCGGGGUAUCUCUCCUCAUCCUCCACCUCUUCUUCUGCUGAGUCCAGCCGGGAAAAACGGACUUCAAGUCCCACAAACUACCGCUUCAUGAGCGGGACGAAGCUCAGAGGGCUGAUGGCCCGCAACAGCAGCAAAGGGGACCGGAGGAGCAGGCUGACCCUGUCCCUGGACGUCCCGACCAACAUCAUGAACGUCCUCUUUGAUGUCGCCAAGGCCAAAAAGAUGCGAGCCAAGGCGGCGGAGAACGCGCUCCUGCUGGCUAAGAUUGGAAGGAGAAAGUAGACAUGUUGAACAACUUAGAUCUUAACUGCCAUGACCUGUGUUGGCCCCCACCGCCACUCACGUGUAAUGAUUUCUUAUUCAAUUUAAACUGGGCUACUCCUUUUGAUUUGUUGCUCCAGGGGAAGAUUAUUUUCUUUCCAAUCACAUUACAGGUAAAAUAAGCAUUUUGAAUGUAAUUAAGUUGCUCUCAUGUGAAAAGUUAUUGGCUUAUUAUUAUUAUUAU
Messenger RNA from Etheostoma cragini (Arkansas darter), 913 nucleotides. It is a transcript of the gene ucn3l, whose product is annotated as urocortin 3, like. Lineage: Eukaryota; Metazoa; Chordata; Actinopteri; Perciformes; Percidae. Gene Ontology annotation, cellular component: extracellular region. Gene Ontology annotation, biological process: digestion; cellular response to nutrient levels; hormone-mediated signaling pathway. The record is from RefSeq and is a predicted model, not a curated record. The transcript is spliced from 2 exons. Gene Ontology annotation, molecular function: corticotropin-releasing hormone receptor 2 binding; hormone activity. Bases 223 to 690 code for a protein of 155 amino acids.